Molecule: messenger RNA, 465 nt
Organism: Macrobrachium nipponense
Lineage: Eukaryota; Metazoa; Arthropoda; Malacostraca; Decapoda; Palaemonidae
Exons: 2
Coding region: 1-465 (154 amino acids)
Source: RefSeq, a predicted model, not a curated record
AUGACUCCAUUAGGCCUCUCGUAUGAUGAUGAUGGUAUGUCCCCGGGGAAGUGUCUUCGCAUUACUCUAAGAGAACUUUUCCAAAGUUUCAACGUUGCUCCAAGAGAACCUUUCCAACGUUUCAACGUUGCUCCAAGAGAACCUUUCCAACGUUUCAACGUUGCUCCAAGAGAACCUUUCCAAUGUUUCAACGUUGCUCCAAGAGAACCUUUCCAACGUUUCAACGUUGCUCCAAGAGAACCUUUCCAACGUUUCAACGUUGCUCCAAGAGAACCUUUCCAACGUUUCAACGUUGCUCCAAGAGAACCUUUCCAAAGUUUCAACGUUGAUUCAGAGAACGUUUCAACAUUGCUCCAAGAGAACCUUUCCAACGUUUCAACGUUGCUCCAAGAGAACCUUUCCAAAAUGUCAAUCUCAAGCAACCUCAAAGUUCUUCCGAUCACAAGUCACCCGUGUCAAAGAUGA